AUGUCGACUUCCGAGUCACGCUCUACGAGACCGCAACGGGUCCUCGCAUGUACACUGUGCCAGCAGCGAAAAGUCAAGUGCGAUCGCACAUUUCCGUGUGCUAACUGCACCAAAGCUGGGGCGCAUUGCGUCCCCGCUGCAUUGGUGCCCCGCCAGCGGCGUCCUAGGUUUCCUGAACGCGAGCUCUUGGACCGACUCGGCAAAUAUGAGGGUCUUCUACAAAAACAUGGAAUCAAAUUCGAGCCUCUCCAUCAACUUACUAAGGACCCGCCAAAAGAGUCUGACUCCCAAGAGACUUCCGAGACCGUUUACGACGCCAGGAGUUUUUGGCAAGCCAUGGCCCAGCCUUCAGAAGCCAGUGAUGAAGAGUCCGAAAGUCCCUUCCACAAUGAUGUCAGCGAGAGUCUUCGACUGAACGCAUGGGACCAAGCUCACGAAAGCAACGACCAGCUCCUGUUUGGCCCGCGGAGGGAGAUCGAUUUCCAAGCGGCGCAUCCUAGCCAGGUCCAAAUAUUCAAGCUAUGGCAGGUCUAUCUCGAGAACGUCGAUCCCCUCCUUAAAGCCACUCACACGCCCUCACUCCAACCCCUCAUCAUCGAGGCCGCCAGCGACAUGAAAAACAUCUCAGCACCCUUGGAAGCUCUCAUGUUCGGCAUCUACUGUGUCUCAAUCGUAAGCCUCGACAGCAACUCACUAUUUGGCGUGCCCAAGAAGGAACUCCUCCGCACUUAUCAAUUUGGCUGCCAGCAAGCUCUUAUCAACUGUGGAGUGCUUCGUUCUACAAAUCUAGACUCUCUCACGGCGUUCUUUCUCUACUUGGUCUCGUUACGCCCCGAUAGCAUCGAUCCCCGUGCUGUCUCUCCAAUGCUAGGUGUGGCAGUCCGUAUUGCACAGCGUAUGCGGCUCCAUAAUGAAGCAUCGUACGCCGGACUUGCACCUUUCGAGGCUGAAAUGCGCCGACGGCUGUGGUGGGCACUCGUUACCUUCGACAACCGCAUAUGCGAGUUAUCUGACUUCAAGGCAUCGAUCUUGAAUCCGACAUGGGACUGCAAGCGCCCUCUCAACGUCAAUGACUUCGAUCUCCGACGAGAGAUGAAGAGCCUGCCAACGUCUCACAAUCAGCUGACUGAGGCUCUCUUCGUGCUUGUGCGUUAUGAACUUGGUGACCUUAUCCGACAUAGCCACUUCCAUCUCAACUAUACCAGCCCUUCUCUAAAAGCCAUAGCCAAGGAUCCUCAGGAUUCUGGGCUGGUUUCCUUUGAAAAUGCAGUCGAAGAGCGAUUCCGGUUAUGCAAUCCUGAGAACCCUCUUCACUUCAUGACGAUCUGGAUGACACGGGCAGCCAUUGCCAAAGCCCGCCUGAUGGAGUAUUACGAUAGGCAUGCCACGCUAUCGACGCAUCAGCCGGACGAGCAACGCGACACUGCCAUAUCAUAUGCUCUUGAUAUGCUCAGGUCCGACACCAAACUCGUGACGUCCCCCCUGACCAAAGGCUACCUUUGGCUAGUGCAUCUAUACUUUCCGCUGCCUGCCUACAUGAACAUUGCCCAAGAACUCGCUCGAAGACCUACCGGGAAACUUGUGCAGCAAGCUUGGAGUGUUAUGAGUGAUAACUAUGAGUCUCGCUUCACCGACCUGGACCACGAGAGCCCCAUAUUCGCAAUAUUCGCCAAGCUGACGCUCCAAGCGUGGGAAUCUUGCGAGAUGGUGCGUAUUAAGUCCAACCUGCCAUCGGAUCUUCCUUGGAUUGUUCGAAACGCCAAGCAGAGGCUACAGAAGAGCUCUGGUACUCAGGAACUACCAGUAGCAAAACCGGGGCAGACAUCUGGUGCAGCUAUUGGGCCAUACUCCGACUUCCUAGGACAACCGAUGGCAGACGUAGACAUGGAUCAACUGGAUUGGGCUGCGAUAGACUGGAAUCCGAUGUCUGGGCAAGGCUGGUGA
This is a messenger RNA of Cyphellophora europaea CBS 101466, 1944 nucleotides long. RefSeq lists its product as uncharacterized. Gene Ontology annotation, molecular function: zinc ion binding; DNA binding; DNA-binding transcription factor activity, RNA polymerase II-specific. The record is from RefSeq and is a predicted model, not a curated record. NCBI's taxonomy places the organism in Eukaryota, Fungi, Ascomycota, Eurotiomycetes, Chaetothyriales, Cyphellophoraceae. Gene Ontology annotation, biological process: DNA-templated transcription; regulation of DNA-templated transcription. Bases 1 to 1944 code for a protein of 647 amino acids. The transcript is spliced from 4 exons.